AUGGAGGGGUCAAGUAGGAUGGAGAGACAGAAGUUUCCAUUCACCAUUGACAAUAUACUGAACAGAUUUCCAAUUAACAAUGAGGAGCGCAGGCAGUCUGGUGUGACCCACAACCCUGUACCAGGUGAGGAUGGAGUAAGAUCAGAGAAUAUUCUUGUUGGGAGCCACAUCGAAGCUCCACAGCACACCUGCUCAUGCUGCUGCUACUGCUCCCACUGUGGAGAGGUAUUCCAGGCUGACUAUCCUCCUGAAAGUAAGACCUAAACCUAUGACAAUUUCGAAACUAUGAGCACUCUUAAUUGUUCUCUCUCAUGUUUGUUUAAUGAUGAUGUCUAGCAGGUCAGUUGUUUUUCCCAUUGGCCAGGUAGGUAUAUAGAUGUUCAUGCGUUGACCUGAAAUCAGUGUGCCAAACACUUACAUGUAACGUUAUUUUAAUUCAGCAUGCCAGUAUGCAUGGUCCAGAAGAAUGUUGCAGGAGCCAUGCAGGCCAGGAGGAAACACUCACGAAGAGAUGCAGUCCUUCAGUCAGGUCCAGAGGCGCACACGGCGACACCGCACCAUAUUCACUGAGGACCAACUGGACGCUCUGGAGGAGCUGUUCCUUCAGAACCAGUAUCCAGAUGUGAACACGAGGGAAAAACUAGCACAACGCACUCAUUUACGCGAAGAGCGAGUAGAGGUAGGCUACUUGUGUUUUUUUUUGUCAGCUUAAAAAAUAUUUUUGUUUCAUUAAGUUUUAAAAAGUUUUGUCAAUGUAGCCUAAUUUACUUUUAUUUCGAUAGGUGUGGUUUAAAAACCGAAGAGCUAAGUGGAGGCGACAAAAAAGAACAGCAUUUGGUGUGGAAGACCUGGAAGACUAG
Coregonus sp. 'balchen' is the source of this 860-nucleotide messenger RNA. The record is from the annotation of a GenBank genome assembly. Lineage: Eukaryota; Metazoa; Chordata; Actinopteri; Salmoniformes; Salmonidae.